AAACCUAAUGAUGUCGGCAUGCUGGUAGCUGAUUGCUGCUGAGUUUCACUUUCCUGUCUUUCAAACACAGAUGCCACAGAUCUCAGCAGAACCUUCUGUCUCCAAACCGUGGCUGCUGGAUCCAUCACACUGCAUUUAAGCUCCAUCCAACUCUUAAAAGGAGACACAGAACCAUGGCAGUGACAACCAAAUUGACGUGGAAUGAGAAGAAAAGUCUACAAAAGCUGCUUGGGAACGUUUCCUUGAGGCUUCUUUCUACGUCUAGUGCCCACAGACAUUUGUUUGAUAAGUGCCAACUUCAGGGAUCUACUGUAACAGUAGUUUACAAUUUUUAUAAGAUUAUUGGGGUCUUUAUACCUGGGCAUUAUCCUGAAGCCAAUGAGUUUAGAGAGCCAGUAUCCUCCUUCUGUUUUGUGCUUGAAAGACAUGACGCUAUGAAAAUUACAACGGCAGUUCUAGAGGCAGAAGUGAAAAUUACUUCUGGGAAACUGACAUUUUGUUCCUUUGAUCAAACUAUGUUCUGUAUAGACCCAAGCAAAGCCGAACUUUCUAUAGAUAGUUCAUUACAGUAUAAAUUAGGAGUAUAUGCCUCUUCUGACUUCAAAUUUAAUGAAUGUGAAGUUUUUCGAGUUGAAGGAAUUGAGGAUGAUACAACCUAUGUGAGCAAGAUAACAAGAGCCACAAAGCACAGGAAUCAACUUCUAGCAGAGCUCAGAACCUUCAAGCCCAACGUAGACUUGAUUUCAGAAAUUUGUAUUCUCUUGCUGGGGCCAGUUGGAUCUGGAAAGUCCAGUUUUAUCAAUUCAGUGAAGUCUGUUUUCCAAGGCCGUCUGAUUCGCCAAGCGAUAGUGGGGUCUGAUUACACCAGCAUUACUGAACAGACUGGAUUUUCUUCAUAUACUUCAACCAAAAUGAUAUAUCACAACAGACUGAAUUCAGAAGCAGAUAUGAGAAUCCUGCUAUUUUCUAUUAAUCCAGAUACUAAGGAGCAUUGUAAAAAGUUUUGUGACUCCAUGGGGCUACAUGAGAAAGAGGGAGUAGGAUUGUGUGUGGAUGACAUACCCCACAUCUUAAAAGGCUGCGUCCCAGACAGAUAUGAGUUUAACCCCCAUAAACCAAUUAGACCCGACCAUCCUACCUUCAUCGCCUCUCCAUCACUGAAGGACAGGAUUCACUGUGUGGCUUAUGUCUUAGAUAUCAACUCUAUUGAUGAUCUCUCCUCUAAGAUGGUGGCAAAGUUCAAACAAGUUCAAAAAGAGGUCUUAAAGUGUGGUAUAGCACAAGUGGUAUUGCUUACUAAAAUGAAUAAUUGCAGUAAAACUCUUCAAGACAACUUUUUAAACAUGGAUAAAUCCAUGACUUCCCAAAGCCAGAUAAUAGAAGUCAGCAAAAUGCUAGAUAUUCCUACCUAUAAUAUCUUUAUGGUUGAAAAUUAUGCAUCAGAGUUGGAGCUGGACCCUUUAAAGGACACUCUGAUCCUCUUUGUGCUGAGGCAGAUGUUACGGGUAGCGGAUGACAUUUUAGAGGAUUUGUCUCUUGAGGAAACAGAGAAGAAGACUGGAGGAGACUGAACUGCUGGAGACAAGAAAUGAACAUAAAGGAGGGAGAAUGUUUCACUUAUCUCUGGAUGAAGAUAUGAAUUUAAGCGAAUUAAAAGAAGCAGAUAUUUCACAAGGACCUACAUGUUAUUUCUGUGAAAAAAAAAAAACAAAAAAGAAAAAACAAAAUGUCUUCCUUUAAUGACCUCA
Molecule: messenger RNA, 1748 nt
Organism: Suricata suricatta (meerkat)
Lineage: Eukaryota; Metazoa; Chordata; Mammalia; Carnivora; Herpestidae
Gene: IFI44L
Product: interferon induced protein 44 like
Exons: 10
Coding region: 174-1571 (465 amino acids)
Source: RefSeq, a predicted model, not a curated record